Messenger RNA from Papaver somniferum (opium poppy), 1748 nucleotides. Its product is annotated as transcription factor-like protein DPB. The transcript has 9 exons. Gene Ontology annotation, cellular component: nucleus; transcription regulator complex. Gene Ontology annotation, molecular function: DNA-binding transcription factor activity, RNA polymerase II-specific; RNA polymerase II transcription regulatory region sequence-specific DNA binding. The coding region runs from base 230 to 1372 and encodes 380 amino acids. Lineage: Eukaryota; Viridiplantae; Streptophyta; Magnoliopsida; Ranunculales; Papaveraceae. The record is from RefSeq and is a predicted model, not a curated record. Gene Ontology annotation, biological process: regulation of transcription by RNA polymerase II; regulation of cell cycle.
AUACCUUCCCUCCCUAAUUUAACCGAAAAAGCAAAACCCUCAUCUGUUUUUCCCUCUUUCUCGACAGACACUUGUGAAUCCAAUACUUCAAUUCUUCUCUAGAUUUAACCACAUAAUUUAUCUCCGUUUCAUCAAAUCUAAUCUGGGCUUCUUUUUUAUACCUAAUUUUUCUUUGAAAUUUUGAUAUUGAUCUGAAAUUGAAGUCAAAUUUUGAAGAAAAGAAAAAAGAAUGUUAAGUGUUGGUGGUGGGAAUCAAAAUAAAGAAGAUGGGGUUAAAAAACCAUAUAAUUUAGCUAAUAAAGGAGUAGUAGGAGCAGGAACAGGAGGAGGGGUUACGAGAUCCUGGGGUACUACAGUUUCAGGAGGUCAAUCGAUUUCAAAUAGCAAUGGAAGCGGUGGCUCUCCUCCUUCUAGUAGAAGUGAACCACCAGUUGUGGCGGUUCCUUCAACUGAUAAAAAUAAUACUAACACUUUUUCUAGAUUACAUCAUCUCGAUAUUAAUAAUAAUGGAGGUGAAGAUGCUGGAUCUCCGGAUACCACUGUUGGCAAGAAGAAGAAGAGAGGUCAAAGGGCAGCAGGAGGUGAUAAGAACGGUCGGGGACUUCGCCAGUUUAGUAUGAAAGUUUGUGAGAAAGUUGAAAGCAAGGGAAGAACAACAUACAAUGAGGUUGCAGAUGAACUUGUUGCCGAAUUCUCAGAUCCUACCAAUAUUCUUGGGUCUCCGGACCAGCAACAAUAUGAUGAGAAGAAUAUACGGAGGAGGGUUUAUGAUGCAUUGAAUGUUCUUAUGGCAAUGGAUAUUAUAUCCAAAGACAAAAAGGAAAUACAGUGGAAGGGUCUGCCUCGCACUACCGUGCAUGAUGUAGAAGAGCUUAAGGCUGAACGUGCUGGGCUUAGAAGCAGGAUAGAAAAGAAAGCUGCAUAUUUGCAAGAACUAGAGGAGCAAUUCGUAGGUCUUCAGAAUCUGAUACAGAGAAAUGAGCAGUUAUGUGCUUCUGGAAACGGCAUUACAGGCGGUGUGUCUUUACCUUUUAUUCUGGUUCAGACGCGCCCACAUGCAACUGUCGAGGUGGAAAUAUCAGAAGAUAUGCAGCUGGUGCAUUUUGACUUCAACAGCACCCCUUUUGAGCUGCAUGAUGACAAUUACGUUCUCAAGUCGAUGAACUUAUGUGGAAGACCUGAGAGCGAUGAUGCAAAUUGUGAUGUCGUUGAAACUGGAGGUGGUGAGGGUUGUAUGAUGGUUGAUGUGGACCAACCUGCCACUCCACAUAUCUUGAUACCAAAUGCCGUGGGUACUAGUAGUAGUACUAGAGGACCAACUUCACCCCCUCUUCCUGGAAUUCUUAAAGCGCGUGUUAAGCACGAGCACUGAUCCAUAUGCAACAGGUUAUUUAUUUCAAUAGGCCAAAAUUUCUUCUCUUGUAUAAUGUGUAAAGUAGUUGGCCAGAGGAGGAAUGCAGCUUCAACCCACUGUUCUCAUCUCAUUAGCUCGGGGACCUCCUUUGGAAGAAAUUUAGCCCUUGCUUUCAUAAGGAGGACUUAGGACGGGGAUAGUGUUUUCUAGUGAUAUGUCUGACCUAAUCAUCCGAUACAGAUGCAGUUAACCAGAUCAUCCAAUACAGACACAAUUGUGCGUUAUACUAUUUUUCUUCUCUAUUCUUAUUGCUAUUGCUGCAGUUUAUUAUAAACAGAGAAAUGAAGCCAUGUAGUUAACCAGAUCAAUACAAAUAUGAAUAUGAUUUCAGUCC